CUGUCAUCUCUGCAGAGGUCUGAUAUGAGCUGGCAUUAGACGCGUGACUUACUUAGCCAUGUGGCUGCAGCUGUCGGACCCAACUUCACGUCUAGCCCAAAUUGGAUAUUGCAAGUUUCAGCUGACGGCGCGCCAGAUUCGAGGAUUCAGCCAAUGCGAUAUCUCUACAACUUCUUGACGCGUCUUGAUCGAGUAGAUCAAGACCGCAGAAAGAUUAUGGGCCGCCUGGCACAUCUGUUAGCUCUCCACGCCCGCAUACAGGCGCGCGGGUACACACAGCUGGAAACCUCGCGUAUGUACGAGCCCCCUGAUGCAACUAGAGAUCGUCGCGCUUGAGUCUCAGCCUUCUCAGCCCUCAGCCCCCAACAUCGCCUUGCAGCCUGCCCAUCUAUAAAUCCAUCUCGCCACCCUCUCUGGCAUGGUUGCGCGUUGUCAGUAUCCAUAGCAAUCAUGUCUACUUACUCCGACAACAGCAAUGGCAAACCUUUCAAGAGAGGCACGAUUCCCGCGCUUUGGUCUGCGAAACAUAUUCCGCACAGCGCAGACUUCCCUGAUCCGUACGAAUUGAUUGGAGAUGCAUACGAGAGGAUACCAGUCGCAGACGAGUGGGAAUUACCGGAUCCCAACAGCAAGAGUCGGCCGUACUUGGCGCAUAUCAAAUCGCUGUCGACUUCGUGGAGGACUUUGCGACAUCUAGCAGACUGGAUGCAGGUUAGCACUACCCCACUACGCUGGAAUGAGAUCAAAGAGCACCCAGAGGAGCGCGAGAAUCGUGCGAAUAAGACGAACGUCACCUUCGUCGAGUAUCGUCCUGCCACUGCACCAAAAGCUACAGCGAUUAAAUCGCCUGCCUUGCUUCAAGAAACUCUUCAAGCUUUGUCGCAUGAGCAUACGAGAGAGCCUCCCCUGCGCCUUUUUAUAGUAGAAGACCUGUCUCGACAAGUCAUUGAGCUGCUGGGAGCGCGUUUCGAUAUAGAUCCAUUGUUCUUUCGAGAGCAGAUCGAUGACUACGUGUGGCACAACACUCGUGACCCCUGGGCGUCACCACCCAGCCUAGUCUCAAGCAUGAGGCACCGGCCCUGGUUCAGGAUGCGCAAUAUGAGGUUGCGAUACCACAAAACAGAAGAGGACUACUUCAACUCGAGGCUGGAAGCAAACUCUUGGAACGUGCUCAGACGGCCUGACAACGAUGAGAACCAUUGGCACUACCAAGAUGGAAAAGGAGCAGUCGUGUCCAUUAUGCGCACGCGUACCUCUAUGUGGAUCGGCAAGGACAAGAAGUGCGGUAAUGGAACUGUCGGUAUCGUCUUGCUGGAUCCAACUGUUAGUCAAGGCCGGCCACUCUGGUAUGAUCGUAGUAACUGGUUGCCAACUCCAAAGAUGGACACCAAAGUCUACCCAUCAAUCAAGUCUUCAGUAUCCUGGUUCGAAGACAUUGUCCAAAUGACGACUGCCUUCCCGUGGUUUGAGCGGAAAGACGGAAAUGAAAUCAACGCACAAGUGCUCGCCAAACCAACUAUAUACACCAUCUGCGCAGAGUGGCUCAUAGUAUGCGACUAUGUAAGAGCUCGUCUCAGCCAGAUAGAGUGGGAACUCGAGAUGCCACGCCUCUUCCGCUCGAAAGGUGAUGCCAUUGACACUUCGCUCAAGCGUCUGCAUACCUGGCGUCGGCAAAUUCCAGUGUUUCGGGAGAUGAUAACGGAGACGUUAGAACAUGCGCUUCCCGCUGCAGCGCGGCUUACUACCCCUUCUACUCAGUCCUCCGAUGCGCCCACAUCACCUCUCUCCGUACCCUCGCUCUUUUCCGACAAUCUGACUAUAAAUUACGACAACGUAGAAGGGUUUGAGGACAUAGUACCUGACUUCAAACGCGUCCUUGCCGCUGUCAACGAACUGCAGGAGCGAGUCGACCGCCUGACUAGUAUUGUUACAUCAGAAAUCUCCAUCGAAGAUUCGCGUCGCGGGCUUGAGGAGAACCAUAACAUGGCGAGAAUCACAUGGCUGGCGACCAUCUUCAUCCCGUUGACGUUCAUAUCUGGGCUGUAUAGCAUGAACGAGAGUGUUUCAGCGUUGAAGACGACGUAUGGUUGGUACUUCCUGACGGCCGUGCCGUUCACGUUGAUCGUCAUGGCAAUCGGCUGGGUGGCUGGAGGCGGCAGCCUGACACCAUGGAAGAAGGAUACUACGAAGCAAAAGGGCAUGAUUGGGGGAAGAGACAACAAAAAAGCCAAGUGACUAAGAGGUAGCGCACUCUGCUCUAUCACAGUGUCUUGGAGGGCAGACUUCUCUGCGUUCAGACGACGUACAAAUAUAGUAUUGCUAUCAGCUUCGGCUCUCUACCACCACC
Alternaria rosae is the source of this 2347-nucleotide messenger RNA. Its product is annotated as cora-like Mg2+ transporter protein-domain-containing protein. Bases 451 to 2235 code for a protein of 594 amino acids. Gene Ontology annotation, cellular component: membrane. Lineage: Eukaryota; Fungi; Ascomycota; Dothideomycetes; Pleosporales; Pleosporaceae. Gene Ontology annotation, molecular function: cobalt ion transmembrane transporter activity; magnesium ion transmembrane transporter activity; magnesium ion binding. The record is from RefSeq and is a predicted model, not a curated record. The transcript is spliced from 3 exons. Gene Ontology annotation, biological process: metal ion transport; transmembrane transport.